CUGAUUUUUUGAUUGCUUGUUUGAUCGAUCGUGGUCGCGUGUGUUCGGGGAGAUUCAGCUUUUCCGACGUUCAAAUUAACUGUUCAGAUUUUAAAGUUUGAGAAUCCUGGAAAGAAGGAAGUAGCUUGCCAAUGGCAACAACCAAAGAUGAGCCUAGAGGUCAGCAGAAUGGCAGAACCAUGGGUCAAACGUUGGACCUCUCCUCCACCAAUCUGACAGAGUUUGCCAUCAGCAAGAAAGAAUUGAACACGUGCUCCACCCUGAUACUGGACUACAAUGCCCUUUCAGUUUUGUCCGAGGAUGUCGGGGAAGUCUUGCAGAGCCUUAGUGCUCUCUCCCUGACUGGCAAUCAGCUAAAGGAACUUCCCAGUUCCUUUGGAAAGCUUUGGAACCUGAAGGAACUCUCUCUGUCUGAAAACAUCCUGACCUCCUUGCCCAAAUCUCUCGAGGGCCUCUGUAGCUUAACAGUGCUGAAGCUGGUUGGAAAUAAACUGAAAGAGUUGUCUGAAGAUUUUGGAACCCUCAAGUCCCUGCGGAGGUUAGAACUAGAUGAAAAUGAGCUGACAACACUACCAGGAUCAUUUGGACUCCUUGAGAAUUUGGAAAUUUUGGAAGCAGCAGAUAACUCCCUGGAAGCACUCCCGGCAAACUUCGGAGGCCUAAGACACUUGGAGGUUCUCAACUUGAGUAAUAACCGUUUAGCUACUUUGCCUAGAUCAUUCGGGUCACUACCUUCACUCCGGAGGGUAGAUCUGUCCAGUAAUAAAUUAGAAGAACUGAUGGACUAUUUUGAUUCAUGCCACUGCCUUGAAAAGCUCUUUCUGACAGGGAACAGAUUGAGCACCCUUCCUGAUUGGAUCGGGAAACUUCCAAAACUCCAGGAGAUCAGCCUCAGGGAUAAUCAGCUAGCGGCCAAGCCUCUGCCCGAAGCCUUUGGUGAAAGCAGCAGGGAAGGCCUGAUGUACUUGGACAUGUCCGGGAACUUUGUCAUGGAGCUCCCGUCCACUCUCGGCCUGCUGACCCAUCUAGACUUCCUCCACCUCGGCAGCGUGAUCGGGGAGCUGGAACGACGCAACUUCCAGAACGGGAACUGGAUUGAGAGGCUCCCGGAUAACUUUGGCAAUCUGACCCUCUUGCGGGAGCUCAGGGCUGAAGAGAACCAACUGAGCUGCCUGCCGGAGAAUUUCGGGGAUCUGGUCUCCUUAGAGUUCCUUGACCUGGGCCAGAACUUGCUGAGGAGACUUCCAGACUCCUUCAGCAAGUUGAAGAAUUUGCGGGUCUGCUUGUUAUCCAAGAACAACAUUGAGUUGCUACCAGACAAUUUUGGCCACUUGGACGGACUGUUGGACCUUCGACUGGAUUGUAAUAGACUGACCAAGUUACCUGACUCCUUCACCAGACUCACCAACCUGGAGACCCUGGACCUAUUUGACAACCACCUAAUUGAGUUGCCUGAGGUGUUGAAGUACUUGCACAAGUUGCAGCGUUUGGACCUUGACGAAAAUGAUUUUGACAUGCCUGCCCUAGCCGUGCCAAAUUACACCAAACCCAACCGGUAUCCGUCGGCGGGGAAGUCGGUCACCAGCAAAAACUGGCGGACAAAGAUACGACCAGAUGAGCUCGUUGGUUCACAUCUGGCCACAGAGGCUGAGGAGUCAGAGGGAGGCGACAGUACGAGUAAACAGUCCAGGCACAUUAACUGGACCAGCGUCCUGGCCCAAGCUGUGCAAAAGGGACAGUCCAUGUGGCAGUCACACGAGGGCGCUAGCACCAGGGAGUCCAGUGGCAGGUCAUCGCCCUCAGAUGAGUGCAGCUUGCAGCGGUCCUACGGUGCCAGGUGCACGUUCUCCUACAAUGACGAAGAUAAUUUGUCCAACCUUAACGACGAUGACGAAGACCUGUUGGCGAACAGCCCGGAUGAUCGCCAAAGUGACAGCACCCACGCUCACCCAUCGCAAGAGGUAACAGAGGCCCCCGAAGAGAACUGGGACGAUGAACUCGAGCACAUCUCCUGUUACGGUUACGACAGAGUUUACAAACAUCCAGUGAAUGAUCUCCACGAGCCCAUGGGUCUGGAGCCCAACUUUGCAUUCACCCCAUCCGAUGAACACGUCAUGAAUCUUCCUUGUCCCUGCAUCAAUUUUGACACCGAGGAGGGGCAGUUUGAAGACGCUGAUGAUUAGGCCGGAGAAAACAAUCAAAAAUUAGUGUCCUGAUCCAAAUCAAUUACCAAUUAAUUGACAGGUGUUUGCAUGUUGGCAUCAUCCAUUAUUUUUAGCACCGUGCAAAAUUGCCAACAAUUGCACCCUGAGAUAUUAGGCUUACAAUAAGUGGAACCAAUCCAUCUAUGCAGUUACUUGAGGGAGCGUGUACUCAUAGCGGAAGACCUGGAAAGUCAUUGUUCCAAACCAACCUUAGCAUUAGUGUUUCAAAAACUGAGCCCCGUCCUCCAGACUUGCUGUCAUUGUGGCUGAAGCUGUACACAGUAGCGUCCUCUCGAUGUAUGUGUGUAAUUGAACUCACAACCCCCAUGACAUAAAGUUGUUCAAAGUUUAGAGUUGUUCAAAGUUUUAAGACUCUGAUUAUUAUGAAAACGAAAGUUGGAUCCAAUUAUUUUAUUUUUACAAAUUGGAUAGUUUUAAUGCUUGCAGUGUCCUGAAAUGAAAGUUGGAGUACCAUCAAAGUCGGUGAAAUAGAAUGUCUUUACAGGUUAAUUCCCGAAGUCAAGUUGUCAUAAAAAUCACAGAUUUUAUAAAACAAUGUAAAUUUAUUAUUUCUGGUUGGUUCUCAUCUAAGUAAGUCACCACAUCAGUGGCGUAGCUCGGAUUUUACUAGUGGUGAGGCAUAAAGGCGGCACCAGCAUCUUAUGGGCGGCACCAGCUUUCAGUGGUGUGCUUUUUCAGGGCAAGUUUUUGUUAGCCUUGUUCAA
This is a messenger RNA of Acanthaster planci (crown-of-thorns starfish), 2929 nucleotides long. RefSeq lists its product as uncharacterized. The record is from RefSeq and is a predicted model, not a curated record. Gene Ontology annotation, molecular function: protein binding. Lineage: Eukaryota; Metazoa; Echinodermata; Asteroidea; Valvatida; Acanthasteridae. Gene Ontology annotation, cellular component: cytoplasm.